AUGUCUUCAUCGAGUUUCUCUAAUGCCUGGUCUGUCCCAGAUUCCAUUGUCGAAUGGAAGAAUGGCGACGAUGGCAAGAUGAACGCGUACGUGUCAGCGUCAAACGUCAGCUCGCGCCAAUUGAAAUCUUACCUGGAUUCGAAUUACCCGGGCCAAUACUCUGUUCAGCUGAAACGAGAUCAGUUCAGAAUUACUGUCCCCCGAAGCUAG
Molecule: messenger RNA, 210 nt
Organism: Clonostachys rhizophaga
Lineage: Eukaryota; Fungi; Ascomycota; Sordariomycetes; Hypocreales; Bionectriaceae
Source: the annotation of a GenBank genome assembly